GACAGCUGAGAUUUCAGGUAAUCACGUGGGCUUCGGCCUGACCGCGCAUAACAUCUCGCUCGGUAGGAAGAUCUUCUUUUGGCCGCCACGCGCAUAUUUCCACAACAGUAUUGGUCAGAUAUAUUGACGACCUCUAUGAUUAAUUAUUGGCUAGCGUAUCGUUCAAGCCGGAUGUCGCGGGUUCUCCGGGGUAACAAAAAGUCGCAGCAAUUAUUUUCCUUCGAUUAAAAUUGAAAUGGCUAGGCUGCGCCAGAUUUAAAAGCAAUAGCUUUUAAUCAACUAGCUUUUCAGUAGCAUCAAUACGUUAACAAACCUACAACAAAAUAUAUAAACAUCAGCCAAAAAACCUCAUACACCAGCGGACUUUUAGUACAUGCAAGGCACAUGGUACGAGGUGGCCAGGUUCUACAACACGUGGGAGAACCGCGGGGACUGCGUGUCCCUCCGUCACAAGGUGGAAGGUGGUAACACCAUGUUCGUCAUCAGCACGGUGCUCAACAACAGGCAGGUCACCUUCGAGGGAGUCAUCGAGUUCGACGAGCGCAAGGGUUAUAUAGACUACGUGUCUAAAGUCUACGCAGACAGUGAAGGCACAAACAAUGUCCCAGUGGAGAUACUGCUGAUAGAUUAUGAUAAAUAUGUGGUCAUCUACUACUGCGCCAUCAAGUCUAACCAGCAACAUGUUUACACGUGGAUAUUAUCUCGAACGAAGAAAUUGGACGGCGAGAGUAUGACUAGAAUAAAAGGAUUUUUCGCGAGAACGCCAUUUUUAAGCUGGGACAAACUUAUUUGGGAUCACUUCACUGAUCAAACAUGUAAAGUUAAUUAACGUCUCUCUAAAGUGCUUACAGCGUGUCCAGUGGCAGACAGACAGACAUUCUACAAGUAAAAGUAAUGGUAUGAAAUAAUUAUCUUGUUCAAGAGGUUGACCUUUU
Aricia agestis (brown argus) is the source of this 935-nucleotide messenger RNA. Its product is annotated as lopap-like. The record is from RefSeq and is a predicted model, not a curated record. The coding region runs from base 374 to 829 and encodes 151 amino acids. NCBI's taxonomy places the organism in Eukaryota, Metazoa, Arthropoda, Insecta, Lepidoptera, Lycaenidae. The transcript is spliced from 4 exons. Gene Ontology annotation, molecular function: pigment binding.